AAGCCUUGAAGAAAGCGGCUCGAGCCAACACAAACAUGGCGCGGACACACAAAUGCGCAGUGUGUUUUUAUAUGCCUUGCUCAGUGUGUGGAGAUGCUACGUAACUGUAUAAUACAAAUUACAAUUAAAUAAAACGUGAUAUUUCAAUUUGAUCUCAACCUUCAUUCUUGCUUCAUUCUUCAAAGUUGGAUUGCAAGGCGUCCCAAAUAAGCGCUGUUGGCACAGUGUACUGUGUAGAUUAUGUCUGAACAACAAGACAGAACAAUCUGGUGUGGGAACUUACCUAGAGAGUUGAAGGAUGAACAUCUCUAUGAAUUAUUUCUUCAAGCGGGUCCGCUGGAGCGCGUGCACCGGCCGAAGGACCGCACCACGGGCCAGCCGCGCGAGUUUGCCUUCAUCACAUACGAGGACGAGGAGAGCGUGCCAUACGCCCUGGAGAUCUACCAGGGCACCCAGCUCUACGGACAGACGAUCCGGAUGCAGCCGCGCGGCAGGGUGAAGGAGGCGCCUCAGCUCAGCCGCAGCAACUCUCUGCCAAUGAUGCCGGCACAGAACCACCACCACCAACAGUGGCAGCAGCAGGAGCAGCCCUCCAACGAGGCCAUGAUGCGUCAGAUGGCGGCGCGUCAGAUGAUGAUGAUGGCCACUCAGCAGGCGCAGCAGGUGGCCAUGGCGCAGCGGUUUCCGCAGUUCGGUAACGGACCGUGGCAGCAGCCGCCGGGGCCGUGGCAGCAGCAGCCGGGACCCUGGCGGCAGCCGCCUCCGUUUCCUCCUAACUUCAAUAACUUUGGUCCGUACGGCGGCGGUGGUGGAGGUGGUCGCGGUCGCCACCACAGGAGCCAGUCACACCGAUGGUGAUGAUCGGGACUGGGGAGAGAGAAUGGUAGGAAGGGAGCGAGGUCCUUUCUCGUGGAGCUGAAGCGACAUCUGCUCCUAGCGCGCCGUCCGCCGUGCGACCGCAGCGCUAGUGCCGCCUGAGUGAUUCGAUCUCCGCCACGCCGAGCUGAUGGUGGCGCUCGCUGGACUCAGGAGUUUCAGUGGUUGGCGGGUGGGUGUCGUUUUUCCGUUGAUCAGCCAGUGCGGGAGAAGUGUAACCCCACUGACCCGACUGACCUCUCCGACCUGACCUGACUGUGAUUUACGAUGAUAAGCGCUACAGCUCCAUAAUACGGUCAUGUAAAGAUGUUGAUCAGUACCUCAUGAGUCAUAAAAGCGUACCAGUCCAUACAUUUGUCAGUGACCAUGAUGUAUGUUUUGAUAUUGUGCGUUCCGUGUGUCGCAAUGCGUACGUCAUUCAUUCGCGGCAUGCUGUCAUGCUGGAGAGUGCUUGUUCUGUGUGUUUAUAAGAACUUUAUGGCAUGGAACUUGAAUACAUUUCGCAUUUCAUAA
Amphibalanus amphitrite is the source of this 1389-nucleotide messenger RNA. RefSeq names its product splicing regulator RBM11-like. The coding region runs from base 241 to 858 and encodes 205 amino acids. The transcript is spliced from 4 exons. Gene Ontology annotation, cellular component: nucleus. Gene Ontology annotation, biological process: regulation of alternative mRNA splicing, via spliceosome. The record is from RefSeq and is a predicted model, not a curated record. Lineage: Eukaryota; Metazoa; Arthropoda; Thecostraca; Balanomorpha; Balanidae. Gene Ontology annotation, molecular function: single-stranded RNA binding.